Messenger RNA from Eptesicus fuscus (big brown bat), 2231 nucleotides. RefSeq names its product DnaJ heat shock protein family (Hsp40) member B4 (gene DNAJB4). Gene Ontology annotation, cellular component: cytosol. The record is from RefSeq and is a predicted model, not a curated record. NCBI's taxonomy places the organism in Eukaryota, Metazoa, Chordata, Mammalia, Chiroptera, Vespertilionidae. Bases 1114 to 2127 code for a protein of 337 amino acids. Gene Ontology annotation, molecular function: protein-folding chaperone binding. The transcript is spliced from 7 exons.
CGCGAGAAUUGUGUUUAAGAGUUCGCGAGAAUGUGGUUUGUUAGGGGCGCCCCUCUCGCGCGUUCCUGUGUUGAGGCUGUGUGGCUUGCCCCUUUAGGGAGGCUAAGGUCGGCCGGGCGACCGCGGUAGGAUCGAGUUUCUGAAAGCCUGAAGAAAAGCUGCUUAACGGUCGCUGCCUGAGGGAGUUAGUCUCGGCGAAUUUUACGUUGGGGGGUAAUUCUGCGUAUCCAUAGGGAAGAGGGUGACGUCACGAGCGUAAAGACGACGCUGCGGUGUCCUGAGGUCCCUGCAGCCGGGAGGCCACCAGGGAAGGGCGCGCUCUGGUCGCCGCGCGGUGAUGCUCCCGAAAACGUCCACCGGGUCUAGCGGGAGCUCGGCCUGAUGUUCAGGUCACCAAAUCACUCCAGAUCUUCAGACCUUUCCCAGUAUAAUGUGGCUCGUAAUUGACUGCAUUCAUAGCAGUUCCAGACUUGGAGGAAGCUGUGGGAGACAAUGACUUUUUCCCAGAUUCUCUCCUUUUAGGUAACAAAGAAGGAGGUAAAAUGAACUUUACCAACUUUGGCAUUUUGUGUUUUGUUAAUUAGGUCUAUGAAGUUUCUUUCCUGUUGCUGGUCUUAGAGUAAUUGAGAGAAAUGCGUGCUGCAGUCUUCUGAUACCUAGAACUCACGUGUCCAUUUGCUCAAGGCCCAAAAUAAGGCAGGAUAACUAAACAGCUACAUGCACAUACAUGCAAAUUCUACUGGAAAUAUGGAUAUUCUGGGAUGGGAAUCAGUUGGACUCAGUCUAGAUCAGGAUUUCUCAACCUCAGCACUGUAACACAUUUUAGCCAAGAUUCUAUUUCAGACUAAGGUAUGAAUGGAAGCAGGGAAUAUUUGCAUUUAAAGGACAAAGUUGCUAACACAAAUGUAAUUUUGGAACAUGGUGGAGAAUAACAAUUUGACCAGUGUCUGAAACUGGAAUCAGCUCCAUAACGUGUAAAGGACUCUGGACUUGGUCCCAGAGAAUCUUGAUUCAGAUCCCACCCAUGUACCCUUUGAAUCCUUGUAUUGCUAAGACUGGGGACGCAGUUUUCUUUCACAAAGGGAAAUCUAAGUUCAUUUCAAGGCAUUCGAAAUGGGGAAAGACUAUUAUUGCAUUUUGGGAAUUGAAAAAGGAGCGUCAGAUGAAGAUAUUAAAAAGGCUUACCGAAAACAAGCCCUCAAAUUUCAUCCGGACAAGAACAAAUCUCCUCAGGCAGAGGAAAAAUUUAAAGAGGUCGCAGAAGCUUAUGAAGUAUUGAGUGAUCCUAAAAAGAGAGAAAUAUAUGAUCAGUUUGGGGAGGAAGGGUUGAAAGGAGGAGCAGGAGGUACUGAUGGACAAGGAGGUACCUUCCGGUACACCUUUCAUGGCGAUCCUCAUGCCACAUUUGCAGCAUUUUUCGGAGGUUCCAAUCCCUUUGAAAUUUUCUUUGGAAGACGGAUGGCUGGUGGUAGAGAUUCUGAAGAUAUGGAAGUAGAUGGAGAUCCUUUUAGUGCCUUUGGAUUCAGCAUGAAUGGAUAUCCAAGAGACAGGAAUUCUGUGGGGCCAUCCCGCCUCAAACAAGAUCCUCCAAUUAUUCAUGAACUUAGAGUAUCACUUGAAGAAAUAUAUAGUGGUUGCACCAAACGGAUGAAGAUUUCUCGAAAAAGGUUAAACCCUGAUGGAAGGAGUUAUAGAUCUGAGGACAAAAUUCUCACCAUUGAGAUAAAAAAAGGAUGGAAAGAAGGCACCAAAAUUACUUUUCCAAGGGAAGGAGAUGAAACACCAACUAGUAUUCCAGCAGACAUUGUUUUCAUUAUUAAAGAUAAAGAUCACCCCAAAUUUAAAAGGGAUGGAUCAAAUAUAAUUUAUACUGCUAAAAUUAGUUUGCGAGAGGCAUUGUGUGGCUGCUCAAUUAAUGUUCCAACAAUGGAUGGAAGAACCAUACCUAUGUCAGUAAAUGAUAUUGUGAAACCUGGAAUGAGGAGAAGAAUUAUUGGAUAUGGGCUGCCAUUUCCAAAAAAUCCUGAGCAACGUGGUGACCUUCUAAUAGAAUUUGAGGUGUCCUUCCCAGAUUCUAUAUCCUCAUCAUCCAAAGAAGUACUUAGAAAACAUCUUCCUGCCUCAUAGAAUGAAAAACUUUGCUACCCAUAUUUUGAUAAGGCACUGAAAAUAUAAAAGGACUGGCUGUUUAUUGAUGUAGAUGUGAAUUCUGUAUAAAGAUGUAUAAAUUA